Molecule: messenger RNA, 2905 nt
Organism: Xiphophorus maculatus (southern platyfish)
Lineage: Eukaryota; Metazoa; Chordata; Actinopteri; Cyprinodontiformes; Poeciliidae
Gene: mbd1b
Exons: 16
Coding region: 236-2635 (799 amino acids)
Molecular function (GO): zinc ion binding; DNA binding
Source: RefSeq, a predicted model, not a curated record
UUCCGUUGUCUGUGCUGGAUGCAUGGUACAGGGCUAAUGUAGCCCUGGCUCAUAAACUGAAAGGAACCUACUUGUAACAGAGUGGCAUAAAUUUGGGGAAUAAUAACCGAGAAGGCUUGGGAGUCAAGCGUCAAAAACAGACCACUCUGAAUGGGAUGCCCGCGCAACUGUAGAAGAAAUUAUCUAUCUGAGGGAAGACUCAUUGGAUUCUCUGUAGCCCUUCCUUGGUGCACAGAUGAGUGAAGAAGCAGCAGGAGAGAGUAAGAUCCCUGCCAGUGAGGCAGUGGAGGAGGAGGAGGACCAGGGGGAAGACACCGUAGAGAGUCCCAAGACAGACAAUCCCUCUGAGGAACCACCAGCACCCUCAGAUGACCCCAAAGAGGCAGCCGAGAAAAGCUUGGACCCUGCUGAAAACACCCCAGCAGAGGCCAAGGAGGAGGAGGAGGAGGUGGAGGAGGAGGAGGAAGGAAAGCCUACUGGCGAGCCUCCAAUGGACUGGUUCGAGCCGCUUGAGGAUGACAAUGAUGAUCCAGAUGAAGAAAGCCUGCCAGGAGAGACGGAGAGCGUUGCAGGCAGCGAGAGAGCCACAAGACAGCUCUAUCAGAUUUACGGGUAUCGACGUAAGCGCGCUCAUCCUGAAGAGGGAUGGGUCGAGUGGCCGGUGCUCGGACAAGGUUGGAAGCGCAAAGAGGUUGUUCGACGCUCAGGCUCCAGCAUCGGCCAGAAGGACGUGUAUUAUCUAAGUCCACGGGGUGACCGAGUGAGGAGCAGAGUAGAACUAAUUACAGUGCUCCAGGGAACCGACUUGACCCAGUUUGAAUACAAGAGCGGCAAGUUCGUGGAAGGGGAAAUCCCACCAGUGAGAGGUCGACCCAGAACGAAGAAACGCUAUCGGGAUCGGUCCUCCUCCGAGUCCAGCUGGAUGGACAGAGGAGACGGGGCCGAGACUCCGGACUCCCACCACCGGCUGACUCCGAACAUCACGCCCAGGAACGUCCACAGCAACCAGACGAGCGUCUCGCUGAACAGCUCGACGGGGGAGUCGAAGCAGAGCCCCAACUCCGAGGAAAAACAGUCGGAGGAAAAAAUCCGGCUCCCUUUCCCCUCGUCGUCUCGUCCGCUCUCGUUGCCUUCGAUCAAGGGAGAAUUCGGAUCGGAAGAGAGCACCCUGAUCUGUGCAAAGUGUGGUAUUUCGUUUACAGGUACAUGGUAUGACAAACAAAGAAAGCGGCCUUGCUGUCCCUCCUGCUGGGCAACGUCAAAGUCGAUAGAGCACCCGCUGAUCCGCUUCAGGAAGUGGAUUCCUUGUGGACAGUGCGUGGGAUGUCACAACGCCAUCGACUGCGGUCAGUGUGCAAACUGCAAGCACGGACUGCAAAGCCCCGAAGCGAGAAAACGCCUCUGUCGAAAACGCAGGUGCAUAUGUCCGAUACGCAAGCAAAGCCCAGGAAGCAUAAAUGUAACUUACAAGAGAUCUUUUGUUGACCCUGUUGAUACGUAUGAAGAUAGUAAUGAUGUCACAGAGUCACAGCAUCCAAGUCUCAAAAGCAGCGACACGGAGAACUUCUCGGCGAACGUGGACCUCGACGACGACGACAUGUCGACAGACGACGACGAUGACUGGCAUAAAAAGCGGAAGCGACGUUCCUGUGGCGAGUGUAAGGCCUGCCUGUGUAGGAAAGACUGCGGCGUGUGCGAUUUCUGCAUAGACAAACCCAAAUUUGGAGGCAGCAACAAGAAAAGGCAGAAGUGUCGUCUACGGCAGUGUCAAAGGCAAGCAAUGAGACAUUUGCUGCCCUUCCAGAUGGCUGGAGCUGAGUUGGGGCUAGACGCCCCUUUGCUGCCCGGCAGGCCCAGGCCUCACUACACAUACAGCCGCAAGUCCAGCUUAAAGAGAAGCCAAGAUCAGCAGGCUGACAUGGACUACACCGACGACGAUGACGACGACGACGAGGACAGCAAUCCACAACCGCUGAAUCAUUCCGAUUUUGGGGUGCGGAACGGCGUGCCGGAUCGAUUCCCUCACAUCAGCAAUCAUAACUACUCCCAACCAGACCAUCACAGUCAGUGGGAUACAGAGAAAUCGCACACAGGCAGAAAUGCCCCAAAGCACAUGGAAGAUGACGAGGACGAGUUUCCCAUGAUUACACAGAUCUUCAGUCUAGCUGAGAAUCCGGCGGAGAGCGGCAUGGACCUGGAAAACCAGCUGAUGAAGCUGCUCCACGCGCUCCGCUCCUCCGUGCUGCCCAUCCUCUGGUACGCCAUCAUGGUGGAGGGCCCGCAGCUGCAGCUCAUCCAGUGCUCCAAGCAGUCCAACAUGGCCGACACCAUGGUGCUGAUCGACCCGGGCUUCUGCUACCAGGUCACCGUCCAGAAGCAGCCGCUGCUGCCCAUCCACCCGCUCUACGACAUCCACCCGUCGCGACUCGGCACGGCCACCGACGUGGUCAGCUUGCUGCUGUCUCUGGAGCGGUUCGUCGUGUGCCAGGGACUAACCACGAAGCAGUCAACGUUCGGCAAAGGGCCGAUCGUGCUGGAGCGGGCGGCCACGUGCGACUUCCUGAUCAAGAAGAACGAGCGGACCUGCGCGAGCUGCAAAGCACUACAAGAACUUCAAAUCCAUCACAGAGAGUGAAAAACAGUUGGAUGGAAACAGUGACUUCUUUUUUUAUAUAUAUAUAUAUUUUGUGCCAUUUUCUUGUUUUUUGUUGUUCUUUUUUUCACUAUAUUGUACAGUUGAGAGACAAUUUGACAGACUUACCUCUGGACUGUGAUAGUAUGUUUUACCUUUUUGAAAAUCACCAAAGGAAUUCCAGGAGCUGUAUGAGUGUGUAUAUAUAUAUAUAUAUAUGUAUAUAUAAUUAUAUACAUAUAUAUAUACAUAUAUAUAUAUAUAUACAUAUGU